AAUGAAGUCCAAAGUAUUUAUAUCAGCUUUUUCUUUUCCAGUAAAAAAUUAGUAUCAGAAUAGUCAACCACCCCAAACCUCAAUCACUAGUCUCUGACUCAGUUAGAGAGUCAAUCUGGGUAUUAUUCCGCCAUGUCUAAACCCAAUAAGAAACUAAAAUCUCUCAUCACCACAUACCCACAUCAUCAUCAUCAUCAUCAUCAUCAUCAUCAUCAUAAGCCCACUUCACCAUUAACACUCAUCAUCACAAUUCUCCUGACUUUCUCUCUCCCCAUUUCUGAGUGUCAAAACCCACCUCCUCCAUUACCAGUACUCCCAAUUCCUAGCUCCAAGCAACUAUCAUGGCAACAGACAGAAAUGGCAUUUUUUCUUCACUUCGGCCCCAACACUUUCACUGACUCUGAAUGGGGCGACGGAAAUGCCGAUCCUUCCGUCUUUUUCCCUUCCAAUUUCGACGCUAAACAGUGGGUUAACGUCGCUAAAUCUGCCGGAUUUUCUCGCGUUAUUUUAACUGCAAAGCACCAUGAUGGUUUCUGCCUUUGGCCCUCUUCUUACACUGAUUACUCUGUUAAGUCCAGCCAAUGGCGAGCUGGGAAAGGUGAUGUGGUGGGUGAGUUAGCUAAAGCUGCUAAAGAGGGUGGGAUUCAAUUGGGGUUGUAUCUCUCUCCUUGGGAUCGUCAUGAGAAGUGUUAUGGUAAAACUUUGGAGUAUAAUGAGUUUUAUUUGGCCCAAAUGACUGAAUUGCUUACUAGAUAUGGAGAGAUCAAGGAGGUGUGGUUGGAUGGUGCCAAGGGGGAAGGAGAAAAGGAUAUGGAGUAUUACUUUGACAUAUGGUUUGAUCUAAUUCAUCAGCUGCAACCUGAAGCUGUAAUCUUUUCUGAUGCUGGACCUGAUGUUCGAUGGGUCGGAGAUGAAGCUGGUACUGCUGGAUCCACAUGCUGGUCAUCUUUUAAUAGGAGCGCUGCAAAGAUUGGUGGCACCGAUCCCCAGUACUCACGUGGAGGCGACCAACAUGGACAUGAUUGGGUACCUGCUGAAUGUGAUGUCUCCAUCAGACCUGGUUGGUUUUGGCAUGCAUCAGAAGCACCGAAAUCUGCACUCUCUCUCCUCGACAUCUACUAUAAAUCAGUAGGCAGGAACUGUCUUAUGCUGCUGAAUGUGCCACCAAACACCUCUGGACUUAUAUCCAAUGAGGACAUACAAGUCCUUGAAGAAUUUGCUGAGCUUCGAACCUCCAUAUUUUCCAAUAACCUAGCUAGGCAUGGCAUUGUAACUGCAAGCAGUACACUAGGUGAUGAUAAUUCGCCCUUUGGUGCUUCCCGUGUUCUUGAAGAAAGCAUUUACACAUAUUGGGCGCCAGAAAAGGACCAAGCUCAUUGGAUAUUGUAUUUAGACUUGAAGGAAAUAAUAACUUUCAAUGUUUUGCAACUUCAAGAACCAAUUCAGUUGGGGGAGAGAAUCAUAGUCUUUCAUGUUGACAUCAUGAAUCACGAAGGGGAAUGGGGAAGAAUCUGGGAUGGGACAACAAUCGGAUAUAAGAGAUUUUUGCAGUUUCCUGAAGUGAAAUCUCAGUACUUGAGGUUGGUCAUUAAGAGAUCUCGUGGAGACCCACUUAUUUCCUUCAUUGGGGUUCAUAUGGAUCCUUAUAUAACUUUGACAAGCCUACCUGAACCUGAUACAACCGAAAUGGUGCCAUCAAAUAUGGCCAAGUUUUGGAGCAAGUUAAAAGACAUUCUCUUUCCUAUACCAUACAAGGAGAUGUCUCUCAGAUCUCAAAUCUAGACAAGUAACCUCUAUCUCGGGCUCGCACAAACCCGUUCUUCAAGUGGCAAAAAGAAAGGGUGUAAUCCUCAAUGUGCUGAUCCUAAUAUUCCAUGGUACAGAAUGUAUCAUAUUAUUAUAUAGCUAUACUGUGUAUCAUCUCAAGUGAUUGUUGGUGCAUCUUUAAUUUUCUUUUUGUUGUCUUCUCGACAAGGAAUAACAUGUUCAUUUAUUUGUGUUUCAUGGAGAGGGAUUUUUCAGAGCAAUUGCUGUGAUUUGGUUCAUAUCAGCACAUGUAACCAGAAUUUCUUGAUCUAGUUGAAUUGGAUAUGAUUUUCUCA
Molecule: messenger RNA, 2102 nt
Organism: Beta vulgaris subsp. vulgaris (sugar beet)
Lineage: Eukaryota; Viridiplantae; Streptophyta; Magnoliopsida; Caryophyllales; Amaranthaceae
Product: alpha-L-fucosidase 1
Exons: 4
Coding region: 133-1782 (549 amino acids)
Biological process (GO): fucose metabolic process; glycoside catabolic process
Cellular component (GO): lysosome
Molecular function (GO): alpha-L-fucosidase activity
Source: RefSeq, a predicted model, not a curated record